AUGAUCAAUAUCGGCGGCGUUGUAUCCAUCAUCAUUUUUUAUAUUUUGAUUUUGAUCGUUGGUAUUUGGGCAGCAAGGAAAAAGGAAGAAGGAAAUAAUUCAGAGGAGGAAGUUAUGCUUGCAGGGCGAAACAUUGGUCUGUUCGUGGGAAUAUUUACAAUGACAGCUACAUGGGUUGGUGGAGGAUAUAUAAAUGGGACAGCGGAAGCCACGUAUAGUCAAGGUUUGAUUUGGUGUCAAGCACCUUUUGGUUACGCCCUUAGUUUAGUAUUUGGUGGUAUAUUUUUCGCAAACAAAAUGAGAAAGCAAGGUUACGUCACAAUGUUGGAUCCUCUUCAAGAUUGCUUUGGAGAACGAAUGGGUGGACUUCUAUUCCUACCGGCUUUGUGCGGUGAAGUUUUCUGGGCUGCAGGAAUCCUGGCAGCUUUAGGAGCAACACUCACAGUUGUUAUCGACAUGGACCACAGAACCAGUAUAAUUUUCAGUGCGUGCGUUGCAGUGUUUUAUACCCUUUUUGGGGGACUUUAUUCUGUAGCCUACACGGACGUCAUACAGCUGUUUUGUAUUUUUAUUGGGCUGUGGUUAUGUAUACCAUUCGCGUGGUUGAAUGAACAUGUGAAGCCCUUGGGUUCUAUGGAUGUCGAUUGGAUCGGAGAAGUAGAAUCGAAAAAGAUCUGGUAUUAUAUUGACAAUGAACUUCUGCUGAUAUUUGGUGGCAUACCAUGGCAAGUGUACUUCCAGAGGGUACUCUCUAGUAAAUCAGCUUACAGAGCACAACUGUUGUCAUAUGUAGCAGCUUUUGGAUGUUUUAUCAUGGCUAUUCCUUCAGUUCUCAUAGGAGCCAUAGCGAAAGCCACCGAAUGGAAUGAAACAGCUUAUACUGGCCCUUAUCCAUUAACUCAAGAAGAAGUUGGUAAAAUUCUUCCCAUGGUGCUUCAAUUCCUUACCCCCAGUUUUGUUUCGUUUUUCGGAUUGGGAGCAGUUUCAGCUGCUGUUAUGUCUUCAGCCGAUUCCAGUGUACUAUCAGCAAGUUCUAUGUUCGCAAGGAACAUUUACAAGUUGAUGAUACGACAGCGUGCUUCAGAAAUGGAAAUAAUAUGGGUCAUGAGGGUUGGAAUAUUUAUAGUAGGAGUGUUGGCCACCAUUAUGGCUUUGACCAUUCCUUCAAUCUACGGAUUAUGGUCGAUGUGUUCUGACUUCGUUUAUGUCAUACUCUUUCCACAACUGCUCAUGGUAGUUCAUUUUAAAAACUAUUGCAAUACUUAUGGUAGUUUAGCUGCUUAUAUUAUGGGAUUAUUCGUGAGGAUAUCGGGAGGCGAGCCACAACUCUUCUUGAAACCUUUCAUAUACUAUCCGGGAUAUGACGCUGAAGAAGGUCUUCAGCUGUUCCCAUUCAAAACCAUGGCCAUGUUGAUAUCCUUGAUAACAUUAAUAACUGUUUCAUGGCUGAUGAAAUGGUUGUUUGAGUCUGGCAAAGUAGCGCCUAGGUACGACAUAUUUCAUUGCAUAGUGAACAUCCCGGAGGACAUCCAAAGGGUCGGUGAGCCUUCCGAAGAUGGUGAACAAAUGUCUGUCAUGGCCUCAGGGAAUGCCAAAAGCUAUGGGGCAGCGACGAUGGUUGGGAAAGAUGAAAAAAACGGCAGAAUCAAUCCGGCACUUGAACCUGACGAUGAUAUCCUUGCUUCGGAGGUUGAAAGGAAUAACAGCUUGAUCGGUAGUAGUGGCGGUGGUAUUAGGAGCGACACAAACCCUGCCGAAGUGCAAACAGCACUUUAACUCUAGAAGAACUUUUGCUCUGAUAGUUGCGUGUAGUCACAAAUUAUAUCCUGCAAAUAGAUCAGGCGAAUGGAAGUACCCAAGUAUUAAACUCAUACAUAUCAUGAAACGUGUCCUAAAAUGAAACGAUACAUAUCAAUUUGUCCUUCUGUUUAAUAAAAAUGAAUGAAGAUAAAAUUAAUUUUGGAAUGGACGUUAAAAGGUAUUAAAGUUUUGUCUGUUGAUCCCUAUCGAUGUUAAUGUUGUUAUUGUUGUUGUUGUUGUUGAAGAUGUGAUUUUAAAAAAGUUUUCGCAAUUUAUGAAGGUUAUAAGAAAAUCCCAGGAGGAUGCAAACUAAAUUUUUUCCUAUAUGUAGAUAAGUGAUUGUUUCAGAACUCAAAAAAAUGGAAACUGCAAAAAGUUUUCUAUCAAGUAAUUCUCCAUUUUGAUUACUAGAAGUAUUUUACCAUUGGCGAAAUGUUGGUGUGAAUUGACAUAAUUUAAUGUCCUUUCAGCCCUGAGAGACUUAUUUCAAAUAAUAUUUAUUAGACAGUUCAAUAAAACUUAUUAAAGUUACCCAGGUACCAAACCUAAAUACGGCAGUUUCUAUUGAAACAUUGCGAAUAUUAAUUAAUCUAACCGAAAGCCUGGCGUUGGAUUAAUACCGGUCUAAUUCUACAAUUUCAUGGUGAAUCUCUAUAUUUAAAUGUACUUUUUGACAAUAUACAGUUUAUACUAGAAAUAAGGCCUAAACAAUGAGACAAAAAAUAAUAGAUACUGAAUCUUCAAGAAUACGUAUUAACGGUUCAUUAAUGUGAGUACAAAGAAAUUUUUAUUUAUUUAAAUGAACAAAGUUAUUGUUGUCUGUAACGCGUAGCCUUUGCAUCCUAAAUAUUAAUUUCGAAAUGAAUAAACAAAUUACGAAAGGAGGUGAUGUCUGUCUGAGAGGGAAAACUUAGAACUCGAUCUCACGUUUGCUUUUAGCUAUUAUUACCAUACACAUCUGCAUGUUGACUAUUAGUACCUCAUUACCGGUAGUCAUACGUACACCUAUGUCUAAACAACUUUCAAAUCUAAAUUGAAUAAUUGCUUCUUAAGUAAACAGAAAAAGUGAAAAACUCUUAUGUCAUCAAUUGGUCGCUCACGAAUCAUAACAUAUACAAAACACAUCAUAUCUCUUAUUAUAGAAUAUUCAAUAACUCUCUUAUGACCCUUAGGUACCCAUAUUACAUGUAAAUAGUUAUUAAAUUAAUCUAAUGUAGACUAAAUAAAAUACUAGCACCCAGAGCUUUUAACGUCUAUUCCUGAAUUUAUCGGAAAAAAAUUAUAGUAUUUUGUUGUACCUACAUCAAAUUAAAGUAAAACUAAUUCCUUUCAGCCACAAUUAGCUAAGUUGAAAACGUGUGCUGAAAGAAAUUUGUUGAGUAAGAGAUGCUUGACGAUUAUAUUUGAAAGACUAAUUUCAGUUGCGAUCAUAAUAUAAAUAAUGUUUUAUAUUGAUAUUGUUGUAUAGUGUAAGUAUCUCCAGAAUGAGCGAUAUUUAUUUACAAGGUUGUAGAUACUUACUAUUUUUAUAUUGAAGUUGUUCUGUAGAAUUUUGUUUUAUAUAAAAAAAAUGUCUACAACUCCGUUACACACUUAGUCAAUUCUAAUUGUUUAAUAGUUAUUAGCACAACUUUGUAAACUAACGUACAUAUCAAAUAUAGAGA
Agrilus planipennis (emerald ash borer) is the source of this 3464-nucleotide messenger RNA. Its product is annotated as high-affinity choline transporter 1. The record is from RefSeq and is a predicted model, not a curated record. Bases 1 to 1776 code for a protein of 591 amino acids. Gene Ontology annotation, biological process: transmembrane transport; acetylcholine biosynthetic process; choline transport. NCBI's taxonomy places the organism in Eukaryota, Metazoa, Arthropoda, Insecta, Coleoptera, Buprestidae. Gene Ontology annotation, cellular component: plasma membrane. Gene Ontology annotation, molecular function: choline:sodium symporter activity. The transcript is spliced from 4 exons.